Messenger RNA from Pistacia vera, 626 nucleotides. Its product is annotated as elongation factor 1-gamma 2-like. The record is from RefSeq and is a predicted model, not a curated record. The coding region runs from base 57 to 425 and encodes 122 amino acids. Lineage: Eukaryota; Viridiplantae; Streptophyta; Magnoliopsida; Sapindales; Anacardiaceae. The transcript is spliced from 5 exons. Gene Ontology annotation, molecular function: glutathione transferase activity.
ACAUCUUGGUUCUGGAUAAUGUGUCAUCUGAUGAUGACAAGAAGGAUCUGGAUCACAUGCAUGAAUUUUCUGAUACCUCUAAUGUGUCUUCACAUUCCCAAAGUGAUUCAGAUGUGAUCCAAAGUUUAACUUUUGAAGCCCAGGUCUUGCAUGGUUUGAAAGGACACAAAAGUCCAUUCAAGGCACUCAUUGCUGCAGAGUACAAUGGUGUGCAAGUCAAAUUGGUCAAUAAUUUUAAGUUGGGUGUCACAAAUAAGAGCCCUAAGUUUCUCAAAUUGAACCCAAUUGGGAAGGUUCCUGUGUUGGAGACUCCUGAUGGUCUUGUAUUUGAGAGCAAUGCCAUAGCACGUUAUGUUGCCCGCUCCAAUGCUGGCAAUUCUCUCCAUGGUUCUUCUCUGAUUGAUUAUGUAAGACACUUCUGUUAGUUUUGCACUGUGACUCUAAUCUUUAUUUUCUUUCCCUCAACCUUGAAUGACUGUUAUGGUUAUCCAUCUGCUUGUUUCAUUAGGCCCAUGUUGGUAGUGGAUUGAUUUUUCUACUCUGGAGAUUGAUGCUAAUAUCUUCAUUUGGUUUGAACUGAGAAUGGGAAGUGGUGUAUACCUUCCACCAGUGAGUAUUCUCCGUAA